CGGCGUGCGAUAGUCCUGCAACGUAUAUGAAUACACAUCGUCGUAUAACAUAUUAUGUACACUGUACAGUAACAUCAUCAUUCUUCUCUUUUAGUAUAACAUACCGUGAUUAUAUUAUUAACAAAAAUAGGUACUCGAAUUUGAAUAUUUUUUAUCCGGCGUGUUAUUAGAUAGCCAAUCGCGUACACCACAGAAAUCGUAAAACGUUACAAUAAUGUUCGUGAUGAAAAAAAUGAAAUCGUUAGACUUGCGGUAUAACGAGAUGUGCAAUGACUGGAACAGUUUACACGAGUGUCUAGAUCCCAAAAAGUAUGAACACGGUCAGUUAGUGUUGUCUUGGAAAAGACUGAACGUGUCUGUGGAAUAUACCACACAGAAUUUUUUCGUUUCGUCAAAAAUCACUCGUCAACAAAUAUUGUACAACGUUAGUGGAAACGUGCAAUGUGGAAAUCUUCUUGGAAUAAUGGGCCCAAGUGGUUCGGGAAAAACUACUUUGAUGGCCACUAUAAGUCAUCGAACUAAAGGAAAUUUUGAUGGAGAACUGUUAUUGAAUGGUCAUCCGGUGUCUGAAGAAGUCAUGAUUAAAAUAUCUGGUUUUGUCCCGCAACAAGACGUCACCUUUGAUCAGUUGACGACUUUAGAACACUUGUAUUUAAUGGCGAAUUUAAAAAUGGACCGCCGCACUAGUAAAACCGCGCUAAAGGAUCGUGUCGACUAUACCGUUACUGCGUUGGGUAUGCUCGAAUUUCUGGACAAUAAACUAUCGGUGUUGUCCGGUGGUGAACGUAAGAAAGUCUCUCUAGCCGUCCAGCUCAUGAACGAUCCGCCGAUACUGUUUUGCGACGAGGUAACCACGGGCCUAGACAGCUAUUCAGCUACACACAUUGUCAACAUGCUAAAGCGUAUCGCGCGAACCGGUAAAAUUGUCAUUUGCACAAUCCACCAACCCGCGUCCGGCGUGUUCGACAAGUUCGACGAGGUCAUUUUGCUGUCAAACGGACGGCUGGUGUACCAGGGACCCGUCCCAAUGAUCAAUCAAUUUUUUCAAAAAUUUGAUUACAAAUGCCCAGAUUUAUACAACAAGGCAGAUUUUGUGAUUUCUAUAAUGAAUUCUGAUAGGGAACAAGUAAAAAGAAACAUUGAUGAAAUGUGUAAGUUAUCUUCAACGGAUAUACAAAUGGAUCUCAAUUAUGAUUUAUUUAAUGACCAAGUAUUAUUGGAUUAUACACAACAUUUACAAAUACAAAAACCACUGUGGAUUACACAGUUAAUAUUGAUUUUAAACAGAUCUGGAAUAUGUCUUUUAAGAAAUUACAAAAUAAAACUACUGGAAUUGGGAACUAUAAUGUUUCUUGGUGUAAUGUUGUCUACGCCAUACAUGAAUCUGAAGUUUGAUACUAAAGCCGUACAAAAUUGGCAAGGAUUUUGGUUCAGUUUAAUCACGAAUUCUAUUUUCCAAUAUUGUUAUACGUCUAUUAUAACCUACCAAGUUGAAUUUCCAGUUAUCCAUCGAGAAGUCAGUAACAAUAUUUAUGCAUUGAGUGUAUAUUAUAUUUCUCAAAUUGUCAUAACGCUCAUUUGGACAGUUCUAGAAUCUAUGAUGUAUACAUAUUUGGUGUUUUGGUUAGUAGGUAUUAAAUGGGAGCUAUUGGUGGUGACAACGUUCGUAAUAAAUAUGUUGAUCUGUAGAUCAUAUGGAAGUGUUCUAUCGGCUUUUUUUGAAAAAUUCGAAAAUAUUGUUAUAUUUUCAUUGAUAUAUGAUUAUCUUGCCGUAGCUCUUUGUGGCGCCUACAUUUCACUUGGAACAUUACCAUUUAUAUUGUAUUAUUUGAAAUAUUUAUCAAUAUUUUUUCUUGGCUGUGAAACAUUAUCUAUAUUACAAUGGAAAAAUAUCACAUUCAUACCAUGCCUAGAUGUUAAUAACUGCCUGCGCAAUGGCAAGGAAGUUUUAUUGAGUUACGGCUACGACAUUGAUCGCUACAACACGGAUAUCAUCAUUUUAGGAGUCUUUUAUGUCGUUUGCUAUAUUCUUGGAUAUUACGGAUUACUUAAGAGAAUAAAAAAACAACCAGCUUAUUGAAUCAAGACUGAAAUAAAUAAUUUUGUUUUACUGUUAAGUAUA
Molecule: messenger RNA, 2122 nt
Organism: Melanaphis sacchari
Lineage: Eukaryota; Metazoa; Arthropoda; Insecta; Hemiptera; Aphididae
Product: protein scarlet-like
Exons: 14
Coding region: 215-2080 (621 amino acids)
Cellular component (GO): plasma membrane
Molecular function (GO): ABC-type transporter activity; ATP binding; ATP hydrolysis activity
Source: RefSeq, a predicted model, not a curated record